Molecule: messenger RNA, 1006 nt
Organism: Pogona vitticeps (central bearded dragon)
Lineage: Eukaryota; Metazoa; Chordata; Lepidosauria; Squamata; Agamidae
Source: RefSeq, a predicted model, not a curated record
ACUACACAACCCAGGAAACCCUAGAACUGCCAGGUAACAAUGGGGCACCGUCCUUUAACUGAAAGCUAGGCCGUGGAGCUUUCGAGCUAGGCCCUUUUCCAGGGGUUUCUGUACCCGAGUGAUUCCUGGUGGCCGAAUCGGGCCGAGAUGGAAAUGCAGGACCAAGGCCCCGAAGAAGGAUCGUUGGGUGUCCGGAAAGCUCCUCAGAUCCUCCAGGCUGUGACUGUUGGAGAGGACCUUCAGAGAAUACCCGUUGCACAGAUUAAACAGGAACCGGGCGAAGGGCCGCUUCAGCAGUGGGAAGCCCAGUGGCAGGAGUUUCUGAAGACCGUGGAGGCUCCUCUGGCACACUGGACCGUGGGACCAUGUUUGGAGGAACCCCCAGAAGUCCCAUGGGAUGAUGUCAAGGCAUUCCUGGCUUCCUUCGAGCAAGUGGCCGCAGCCUGCCGGUGGCCCCGGGAAGAGUGGGCGGCCCGACUUCAGCCGGCCCUCCGAGGGGAGCCCGAGCGGGCUUUUCGCGCCUUGGAGAGUCAGGACAGAGAGAAUUAUGGGAAAGUGAAGGCCGCCAUCCUGCAAAGAGAUGCCCUGAACCGGGAGAAGCACCGCCAGCACUUUCGGCGCUUCUGCUACCAGGAAGCCGAGGGGCCGAGAGGGGCUUACGGCCGGCUGCGGGAACUCUGCCAGGGGUGGCUGAAGGUGGAGAGGCUCACCAAGGAGCAGAUCCUGGAGCUGCUGAUCCUGGAGCAGUUCCUGGCCGUCCUUCCCCCAGAGAUCCAGCACUGGGUACGGGAAGGUGGGCCCGAAACCUGCACCCAGGCGGUGUCCCUGGCGGAAGAUUUCCUGUUGAGGCAGCAGGAGUCCGACCAAUGGGAGCAACAGACAGCGAUCAAGUUUGCCAAAGCAGCCACCGGCUCCAUGAAGGCAGAGCUAGCUCCGUCCUCUCCCAGAGAGAGCCAUCUGCACAGGGAGGCCGAAGCAAAACAAAACCACGUGGUUGGGUUGCUGG